AUGGUAGGCAUUCAAUUAGGACGCUCUGCUUUGCGAUUGGGUGCAAGAAGCGAUCGUCCAGUUGGUGAACAUCCAUGUAGACAAUGGUCGAGUGAAACAACAAUACAAGAUAUGCCUGAGAUGCUUAAAUGUCCUAUUCAUAUAGCCAUUGAACGAGGACAUAUGAAAAUGGUCGAUCUUUUUGUACGACAAUCAGUUUUGUGUACUCAAGUUCCACAUCCAAUAUCUGGACUGUUACCCUAUCGUAUGGCACUAUCAUUGUCUACAUCAUCGAAGACAAAAGCAGAAAAAGAACAUUAUAGUCAAAUCUAUUUUUAUCUCCAUGAUAAACAGUUCAAUUUCAAAAUUCCAUUGAAUACUAGUCGUGAUUAUAAUCCUAGUUUAUUAACAUUGAGAGCAAACAUCAAGUCAUGGUAUCAAUCAUCAUCACAUGAAGUCUUUAUUUCUUUGCCGCGUUACUAUAAAAUAAUCAAAUGGUAUGAGCGAGCACAAGAACGUGUUUGGAAAAAAUACGGUGUUUACAUUCACAGUUCAACUGAAAUCAAACGAUUCUAUCAAAGUCAAGGUUUAUUAGGUUAUAAAGUAAUGAUUGAUGGUUUUAACAAUACUUUUGAUGCCUCAAAUGUACCGAUUUGUUCUGUGACCUCCAGUAGACAAUCGAAAUUAGAGCAAGCUGAUCGAUGUAGCGGUUACACUGAUGAAGAACGUGAGAAGAUAGUUAAAAUGAAGACAUAUAUGAAAGAAUUCGGUGCUACAAAACGACAACAAGCUAAACCUCCAGCAGUUAACAACCUCCAAAAAUUACGACAUCCUCCAUUCUUGUCUCAAAAUAGCUUGUUGAAUGCAAAACAACAACCAACUGACCUUACAUCAAUAAACUCUCCACUAUUUCUGGAAGACAUUAUGACACCAUCAGAGAUCUGUAAUAGUCAAGAUCUUUCGAGCUUUAUAGGUCUAAAUCAUCAGAGUUCAAAGUUCAUCUUCGAUAUCGAAAAACUCUCAAAAGUUUCCAAAACACAAUUGAACACAGCCAAUCCAACAACAUUCGAAUCAAAUAAAGGUAAAUUCUAUUAG
Messenger RNA from Rotaria sp. Silwood1, 1074 nucleotides. NCBI's taxonomy places the organism in Eukaryota, Metazoa, Rotifera, Eurotatoria, Philodinida, Philodinidae. The record is from the annotation of a GenBank genome assembly.